Messenger RNA from Tupaia belangeri chinensis (Chinese tree shrew), 3446 nucleotides. It is a transcript of the gene PARP10, whose product is annotated as poly(ADP-ribose) polymerase family member 10. The record is from RefSeq and is a predicted model, not a curated record. Lineage: Eukaryota; Metazoa; Chordata; Mammalia; Scandentia; Tupaiidae. Gene Ontology annotation, biological process: protein poly-ADP-ribosylation; negative regulation of gene expression. Gene Ontology annotation, cellular component: nucleus; cytoplasm. Gene Ontology annotation, molecular function: transcription corepressor activity; NAD+ poly-ADP-ribosyltransferase activity.
UUGGUUUAAUGGGGAGGGUCCUUGGCCAUCUCUGGGCCCUAGUGAGAAGCCAGAGGAAUGCAGGCCUCCCAGGACACACUGCCAGCCCUGCUUGCUAGGGGCUGCAGUGGACCCGAUGGGCCAGUGGCUAGGCUGCGCUUGCGGCCUGGCUCUGGCUCUGGCUCUCAGCACCUCCUGGUGGGCCGCUCUGCAUGGAACUGGGCAGGGGAAGUGCCUGAGCUGCAGUGCCGCUGCCAGUGGCCCCUCCCUCCUUCCCUCUUCAGUUUCACUUUUGUUUUCCUCUCAGGCCUUCUGUCUGUGGGGCAGGCAAUAGGGCCUGGCUGAAGGCCUGGGCCCAGGGAGGCCGAGGGGGUGGCUGGGGACUGUAAGUGCUGCCUGCUGGGCGCCCACAAGGAGGGGAGCAGCAGAGGAGGGAGCGGCCUGGGGAGGCAGGCGGGUGGAGUGGCUGCUUCCUGACCCACUCACCCCAGGCCCAGGGUGCCGCGAGGCCCAUGGCUCUGCCGGAGGCAGAGGUGGAGGAGGGGGCGGUGGAGCUCUGGGCACUGCCCCCUGACUUGCCCAGCGAGCUGCUCACGCUCUACUUCGAGAACCGCCGUCGCUCUGGUGGGGGACCUGUGCGGAGCUGGCAGAGACUUGGCAGAGGGGGGAUCGUCACCUUCCAGGAGCCAGCAGACGCCCAGAGGGUCUUGGCCCAAGCAGAGCAUGAACUACACGGUGUGCGACUGAACCUGCGGCCAGCCCCGCCACGCGCCCCCACACGCCUGCUGCUUCAAGGGCUGCCCCCUGGCACUGCCGCCCUGUGCCUGGAGCACCACGUCCAGGCCCUGCUGCAUGCCUCUGGGCGCCCCGUGCUGCCCUGUCGCAUCCUGGCCAGCCCCCGGCCGGACCGGGCCCUGGUGCAGCUGCCCAAGCCCCUUUCUGAGGCAGAUGUCCGUGCCCUGCAGGAGCAGGCCCAGAAUCUGGGCCUCGAGGGAGCCCCGGUGUCCUUGGCCCCAGUGCCCCAGGCCCGAGCUGUACGUGUGCUGGGAGGCACGGCUGCUGCAGACCUGCUGCUGCUGGAGCUGUACCUGGAGAGUGAGCGCCGCAGUGGUGGGGGGCCUCUGGAAGACCUGCGCUGCCUGCCCAGGCACCUGGGCGCCAUCGCCACUUUCCAGCACUGGCAGGUGGCUGAACGGGUGCUGCAGCGAGACCACAGGCUGCAGGACUCGGAGCUGACCCUUGUCCCCCACUACGACUGCCUGGAGCCCGAGGAGGAGCUUGCGGAGGGUACCAGUGGAGGGAACCAGCCAUCUAGGCUGGCGUCUGGGGCCACGGAGCUUGCCGUGCCAGAGGCUGGAGUGCUAGCGGGAGUGCUGACUGGUGCAGAGGCCGUGGCAAUGGGCGCUGGGGAGGCACUGCAGCCUGUGAGCCCUCCAGGCCAGGCUGGGGCGGUUAGCUGGGGGCCCGCAGGCUCUCUGGAGCAGGACAGGCUGGUGAGCCCAGGGCCUGUGGGAUCUGCAGACCCGGUGGGCCCAGUGGAGAUCCCUGCAGAGUUUCCGGAGCUGCUGGAGUUGCCAGGGCAGGAGGGCCUGGUGAGCCUAGCGGACAUUGCCAAGCACUCACCAGAGAAGGCGGGGCUGUUGAGCCCAGGGCUUGUGGGGCAGGAGGGCCUGGUGGAGAAGGUGUUGUCCAUGGAGCCUGGGGCGAUGCGCUUCCUGCAACUCUACCACGAGGACCUUCUGGCCGGCCUGGGAGACGUCGCUCUUUUCCCAAUUGAAGGAACAGAUGUGACGGGCUUUCGACUGUGUGGAGCCCUGGCCCCGUGCCAGGCAGCUGUGGAGUUCCUGCAGAGUCUGCUGGGCAGCAUUAGCUGCCACAUGCUCGACCUGAAGCACCCGGGCAGUGCGGCGUUCCUGCUGGGCCCGGAGGGGCAGCACCUUCUUCAGGGGCUGGAGGCUCAGUUUCAGUGUGUCUUUGGGACAGAGCGUCUGGCCAGGGCUGCCUUGGACACAGGCCCUGAAGAGGUGGACCCCACUGAAGUUCUCCAGUUUCCCCCUGGCCACAGCCCUACCCUGUGGCCACCAGACAGCACAGGUGGUGACCAGGAGAGUGUGAGCCUGGAGGAGAUCCGAGAGCUGCUGGCUACCCUAGAGGGCCUGGAAGGGGAGGACUGGCUGCCUCUGGAGCUGGGGGAGGAGGCGUCCAAGGAGGAGCCGAAGGAGCCAGAGACUACAGGGCACGAGGAGGCGUCACCCAGGACUGGGGCAGCUGGAAGGCUACAAGAGGAGGCCACGCUGCAGCUGGCCCUGCACCAGUCGCUGGAUCCUCGAGGCCAAGGGGCCAAGCAGGAGGCAGCUGCACUGCAGCAAGCUCUCGCCCUCUCCCUGCUGGAGCAGUCCCCAGCAGAGGCGGGGGAGCCGCAGGGCCCAGGUGGCAGGGCGCAGCUGCUGGUGCACGUGGGUUUUGAGCAGGACAUGGAUGAGCUGGACCAGGCGCUAGGUGCUGCCUUGGAGGCUCACCUCCGGGAGGAGACGGUGGGGCCUUGUGGCCGCCUGCUGCCCACAGAGCUGCGUGCUGGCCUGGAGCAGCGCCAUGGUGUGAGUGUUGGCCUGCGUGGGGACCGUGUCAUCCUCCGCGGCUUUGGGGCCCAGCCCGCCCGGGCAGCCCGCCACUUAGCUGCACUGCUGGCUGGCCCUUGGGAUCUGUGCUCGGCCUCCCCAUUGGCAACUCCAGGAGUCCCCCUGCUGGAGCAGAGGCAGAAGGGACCCUUGGGCAGGCUGGAGAGUCUGGCAGCGAGCACAGGGGAGUUCCAGGAUGUGGUGCAGGCCUUCUGUGACAGCCUGGACGCCGCCCGCGGCGGCGCAGGCCGUGCCGGAGAUCUGCGCGCACGGCUCCAACUGCAGCUUCUGUGGCCGCAACGGCACGCUGUACGGGCAGGGCGUGUACUUCGCCGCGCGCGCCUCCCUGUCGGUGCAAGACCGCUACUCGCCCCCCAACGCCGACGGCCACAAGGCGGUGUUCGUAGCGCGAGUACUGACAGGCGACUAUGGGCAGGGUCGCCAGGGUCUGCGGGCGCCCCCUCUGCGAGCCUUCGGCGACGCGCUCCUACGCUAUGACAGCGCCGUGGACUGCCUGCAGCAGCCCAGCAUCUUCGUCAUCUUCCACGACACCCAGGCGCUGCCCACCCACCUCAUCACCUGCGAGCACAUGCCAGGCGGUUGUUCCGGAGACGGCUUCGGGCUCUCGGGCCCUUCCCCGGACACCUGACGGCACAGGCGCCCGGCCGCGCCGCUCCGAACCGCCUUUCUGCCCCUCGGGUCGCCCCUGUUUCCUGCGGAGACGCGAGGUCUGCUGAGGACUGGGACUGGACCCGGCCGGGCGACCACCAGGGGUCAGCAGAGCCCAGGAGGCGGGCGGGCCGGCCUGCGGGAGCGGUUCCGCGGUUGGAAUAAACGGGUGGAGCAGCA